AUGUUUGGAUAUGCUUCAAGAAUAGCAAAUAAUCUUAGAUUUAGUUUCUGUACUUUAAACAGAUAAACUUAAGGAAAGCCAAGCAUCAAACCAACAUAUACCAAUUAAUCUUAUACCUUUGAUGUGAUCAAUCACUAUGAUUAAAUCAGCAAAAUUAAAGGAAAAGGUGCCAUUGUGUCAUUAAUGCCUUGUUAUGUAUAUAUUUAAUAUUAUCUAGCCCCAAUAUUAAAUUACCAAGCAAGGCUCAGUUGUUGUCAAGAUGAAAUAUACAAGAAAUUAUAUUUAUUUAUGGAGAUUUUAACCAAUGCCAGAAGUUGGAAAAGAAGUAAUUUAUAAUACUAUCAAUUCUAGGUUAAUAAUAAAGAAUCUUUAAAUUUUCCUAUUAGUUAUGAGAAUUGUGGUUAUAUCAUAGAAUUAUGUGAUCUAUUGAAAACUAAUCCUGAAAUCAAACUUGAAGAAUAGACUAUCAAAGGCAAUCUCACUUUCACCAUUUAAAUUGAUUAUACAAAUAAAGCAGCUAGAAUUUAAUUAUAAGCUAUCCCUUAAUCAUAAUAGUAAUAAUCAUCUUAACAAUAAUAACAAUAAUAAGAUUAGAAAUUUGAAGUUUAAAUUGGUUUAGCAUAAUUUAAAUUAAUAUGUGAAUAAAUGAAAGUAAACGAUUAUUAAUAAUUAAUAGUAAGGUUUACCAUUAGUAACAGGCUGGGUGAUCCCUGAAAAAUUUAUGUUUUAAGUAAACAAAGAAAUAUCAGAAUGAUUAAAAUUCAUUUUCAUACCAGAUUAAUUUCUUA
Paramecium sonneborni is the source of this 788-nucleotide messenger RNA. The record is from the annotation of a GenBank genome assembly. NCBI's taxonomy places the organism in Eukaryota, Ciliophora, Oligohymenophorea, Peniculida, Parameciidae.